Molecule: messenger RNA, 715 nt
Organism: Cebus imitator (Panamanian white-faced capuchin)
Lineage: Eukaryota; Metazoa; Chordata; Mammalia; Primates; Cebidae
Gene: IL17B
Product: interleukin 17B
Exons: 3
Coding region: 72-614 (180 amino acids)
Biological process (GO): inflammatory response
Cellular component (GO): extracellular region
Molecular function (GO): cytokine activity
Source: RefSeq, a predicted model, not a curated record
UGCCAUUCUCUCAGCGGCAUCUGGGGUUCCAGGCAGGCAGCAGCUGCAGGCUGACCUUGUAGCUUGGCGGAAUGGACUGGCCUCACAACUUGCUGUUCCUUCUUAUCAUUUCCAUCUUCCUGGGGCUGAGCCAGCCCAGGAGUCCCAAAGGAAAGAGGAAGGGGCAAGGGCGGUCUGGGCCCCUAGCCCCUGGCCCUCACCAGGUGCCACUGGACCUGGUGUCACGGGUGAAACCGUACGCUCGCAUGGAGGAGUACGAGAGGAACCUCGAGGAGAUGGUGGCCCAGCUGAGGAACAGCUCAGAGCUGGCCAAGAGGAAGUGUGAGGUCAACUUGCAGCUAUGGAUGUCCAACAAGAGGAGCCUGUCUCCCUGGGGCUACAGCAUCAACCACGACCCCAGCCGUAUCCCUGCGGACCUGCCGGAGGCACGGUGCCUGUGUCUGGGCUGUGUGAACCCCUUCACCAUGCAGGAGGACCGCAGCAUGGUGAGCGUACCGGUGUUCAGCCAGGUGCCAGUGCGCCGCCGCCUCUGCCCGCCACCACCACGCACAGGGCCCUGCCGCCAGCGCGCGGUCAUGGAGACCAUCGCCGUGGGCUGCACCUGCAUCUUCUGAACCACCUGGCCCAGAAGCUGGGCCAGCAGCCCAAGCCAUCCUCCCUGCACUCUUGUGCCAAGAAAGGCCUAUGAAAAGUAAAUGCUGACUUUUGAAAGCAA